Molecule: messenger RNA, 1188 nt
Organism: Neurospora tetraspora
Lineage: Eukaryota; Fungi; Ascomycota; Sordariomycetes; Sordariales; Sordariaceae
Exons: 3
Source: RefSeq, a predicted model, not a curated record
AUGUUCUGGAGCUCAGGUCCACGCCACUGGUCGAUUGAAGCUGCAUACCCAGUCACCAUGUCAGGCGGAGGCCUUGCGUACCACGCAAACCCGAAUGUUGUCAUGGUUAUGGUAUUUCUCAACAUCCUCAAGAAAAGGCAUCCAAUACUAGUCCUACCCACAAUUUCAUCAUUCUUAAAUGCCGCAGAUAAAUCGCAGAAGGAUUGGGCUUUUAACGCGGCGGACAAUCUUUGUUCUAUUUACCGCCCCUUCCAUCUCGGACAUUACCAUCAGAGACAGCUGGCUGAAUGGUCGGGUUGGGACAAUACCAGGCUUAAGGAGAUGGUAGAUACCGUGCGAACCGGGAUCUUAACUCCUAAGCAACAAGAACAACUAGAUCAGUAUGAGGUAAAGGAGCUUUUCAAUGUUUUAGACAGGAAGGCGGGAAUUUAUACAACGGAUAUAACCAAGGUUUAUAACAACAUGAAGAAGAUCGCAGCGAAGUACACAAUAAGCCCCGACGAGUUCGACGAGUUAUGCUUCAUCGACUCCCCAUCUGGUUCUCGGCCUCGAGUUUUCUAUCCAUUUUGGCAUCGUUCAAGGGAUUUAGCAAAAGAGGUCAGCUGGGACUGGUCUUCUUUAUUCGACUUUGCGAAUUGGAGGCUAAGCCGGCUAAGACGUUAUUGCAACCGCUAUGGGGAGAAGGCUAAACUCAGCGAGACGGAUAUGGAUAGGUACUGCGUCGUUUACUGGAUGACACACUGGAUAUGUGACAAGAUCAGAGCGAUUAAAGACUCCAACGAGACCGGUGGGGGGUUACCCAUUGUGCCAUGGCAGCGCCAUAUUUUUGGGGCGUCGUUGUGCAAAAAGAACGACCACGGUAUUGCGAUGCUUUUCGGCCUCGUUUCUCCCCCGAGCGGUGUAGCCUUCGACCCUGUCAACCAUUUCGACCUUAGGGAGUGCACUAUCGAGAUAGACAGUUACGCUACCAACUUCGCAAUGGGCUUCUCUAGUACCGACUAUUGGCCCAAGCUUCUUGCACUCCUACGUACAGUACCAGUGCAGACUCCCCUCUGGCGGAUGGAGGAUUCCUUGGGGAUGCGUAGAUGGGUAAGCAGAAGCAAAAGUACGACUACCAGCACUGGACCCCGACCCCCAGUAGUAAGAUUCACUAUGCCUCUACUGGACUCAAGCUUAUGGAUGUCGGAC